Alosa alosa (allis shad) is the source of this 4140-nucleotide messenger RNA. RefSeq names its product ankyrin repeat and SOCS box protein 2-like. NCBI's taxonomy places the organism in Eukaryota, Metazoa, Chordata, Actinopteri, Clupeiformes, Clupeidae. The transcript is spliced from 9 exons. The record is from RefSeq and is a predicted model, not a curated record. Gene Ontology annotation, molecular function: protein binding. The coding region runs from base 1389 to 3344 and encodes 651 amino acids. Gene Ontology annotation, biological process: intracellular signal transduction.
AACAACAGCAACAUCCAUCUUCUUUAUUUUCAAGUAGCAGGGAAUUCACGCCGAACCGUUGCAACUCUGCCAUCAAUCAUUAUGUACCGACUCUAUACACCAUGUGAUUGGCCUUAUUGAAGCUAUAUUUUUCCAGCUUACAAGCCUAGACUAGCCCAGGCAGCAAAUUAAAUUUGCUGCUGCUAGGGUGCAUCUAGGGUGCAUUUCUAGGCUAGAGAAAUGGAGCAGCUCUUUCAGGAUCGACUGUGUCACUCAACACAGUUGCACUGCAACAACAGCACUGCUACAUUCUGAAACCAACUAUUUCCAAUUCAACUUGUAUAGUAAAUAUGUAAUCAAAGAAUGCAUUGGGAUUUGGGUAAAAAAGCACUUUAUAAGAACAUAUUAUGACAAUUAUGUAUUGACAUACUGCGCUGAGAAUGGCCAGUCCGUCUCUGAAAUAUAUCUCCAUACGAUACGGGAGGCCACUGUCGCAUAUCAUCUACCCACACCGUAGAGGUGAAUAGCCUUGGGUUGCAAAGUACAAUAUUGCCAUUUGACCUCCUGAUGGCAGUUUUCAUUUCCUCCAAAGUUAGCCUCUCCAUCCACUUCUUCUGCAGUGUUAUCCUAAUGAGGCUAAUUAGCUGGAACUAACCGACCGGAAGAUUGAGCACAAGGCGUAAGAAAAUAAAUUUCUAAAAUGGGUGUGUCAGAAUAAGGUGAAUAGCCUUUGCCCACGCAAAGACAAUUUUUUUGCUGCUCCGAGCAAAGCGCUCAACAUAGUUGAACACUGUGGUGUAAAGUGACAAACACUCAAUAGGACACUCAGCAAAGCACAAAAUGAAGGAAAAGCUGAUAUUGUGUCUUGAGUUUCCCAAAUACAAGUUUAUGUGUGCAUUGAGACUCCUGGAGGAAAGCUGUAAUAUGGAAACACAUUUGAGCCAAAUAAGCUUUUCAGGUGUGUUCCAACUGUUAGGUAGCUUCUUGUAGGUAGUGUAAACAUAGCUGAAGAUUGAUGUGAAUUGCACAGAACAUCACCUUCUCAUGCUUUUGCCUCCUACUUUGCUAAAAUGCUAUUGACUUAAGCUUGCUUGUUUUUGAAAAUGCAAUGGUACAAAUUUGUGUAUGCCUUUUAAUGUUGUAAACUGUAAAAUAAAGAAAGACCCCUUUAGUCCCAAGAUACCCCAUCUGACUCCUGAUGAAUUUUACCUUUUACGUAACUGAAGUAUGUCCCAGUUUCCUAUCUACUCCAGUGCCUCUGGCCACAGAUGCAUCUUCUGACCCUGGCCUGACCUUAUGUGUUUGGCCCCUGAUGAGACCCAGGAGCACCAAUCUAUCCUGCACUCCACAAGCUCCCACAGCACCCCUAGCUCUGCAGGGACCAGCAAACAACAAAGGGAAAGCCCACCAUGGCAUUCUCUAGUGUCAGUUGGCAAAUGCCCACUGACCUAGCUUUUGAAGACUAUAGUGUCUAUAGUCACUUUUCUGAAGAAGAGCUGAUUCAGCUGGCUGUUGAACGAAGCCUAACAGAUGCCUACGGUCCUUCUCAACCUGCUCAUCAGUCGGCAUAUUCACCACCUACACAAACGCAAUUGGUGCCCUCUCAAGAUGUCCGCAUACCUACAUUUCAUGUGGUCCAAAGUGAAUUUGCAGCCAGGAGACCAGAUGCUAUACACACUCUGAAUGUCCCUCCCCCUGCACUUCCACCCCAGACAGACAAUCUCAGCAGUGAUAUAGCCAAAUUAAAUUCUGCCAUCUUGAAGAAUGAUGCCGAAACAGUGAGUAAAAUUGUAUGCAGAAUGCCAGCUGAGAGUCUGUGCAAACCAGAUACGGAAGGAUGGAUACACUUGCAUAAGGCUGCAUACGAGGGUUCUUUGGAGUGUUUGAAGGUGCUGGCAAAAGCUUUUCCUAAACUAAUCAACAAGGGCACCCACAAGAACCAAACCCCUCUGAUGUUGGCCGUUGCUUGUAAACAUCUUUCAUGUGCCCAGUUUCUGAUUGCAGCUGGAGGAGAUCCUAACAUUGCCAAAACAACAGGCGAGACAGCUCUCUUCAAAGCCUGUGAAAGGGAAGAUGAGAAGAUGGUGAAGCUUAUUCUGAAAUCUGGAGGGAGUAUAUCAAGGGGCAAUGAAAAGGGAAUGACUCCUUUACAUGAAGCAGUGGCAAACAGAAAUGUCAACUGUUGUAAGUUACUGGUGGAAGCUGGAGCGCACAUAGGGGCCAAAAACAGUUAUGGGAUUGAUCCGCUGUUCACAGCCGCCAUGAUAGGAUCCACAGAACUACUGAGAUUCUUCAUUUCAUGUGGAGGAGAUAUUAACACUGAAGCUAACGAUGGAGCAACAGCUUUGUAUGAAGCAUCCAAGAAUGGCCAUGAGGAGGUGGUGAGGCUGCUUCUGUCCAGAGGAGUAGAUGUGAACAAAACAACUAAAGCAGGACUGACCCCUCUUCAUGUUGCAUCAAAGAAUGGACAUGUGCGAGUUGUGUUGCUGUUGCUUCCACAUACCUGCACAAUAGUUGUGAGACGCAGUGGUAUUAGUCCACUCCACCUUGCAGCAGAGCGGAACAGAGAUGGGAUCUUGGAGGUUCUCAUUGAGGCAGGCUGUGAUGUCAACACUCAGCUGUCAGUGGACUAUUCUAUGAUGUAUGAGGACCGUCGCACCACAGCACUCUACUUCACUGUGCGCAGCAGCAACGUAGAAGCAGCCUCCAUGCUGUUAGAGGCUGGUGCUGACCCCAAUCUGGAUGUCUUCAACCCUCUUCUGGUAGCAGUGAGAAAGGGUAAUAUGGAGAUGGCAUCCUUGCUGAUGGAGCAUGGUGCAAAUGUGAAUGCCUGCUUGCCAACACACCCAACCACCUUCCCUGGGGUGCUCCUCUUCUGUAUGAAGUAUAGACUCAUGUUCAAGCUCAUUUUGGAUAAUGGAUGUGAUGCCAAUGCUUGUUUCACUUGUGUGUAUGGAAACGGCCCACAUCCUCCUGUCAAGAUCAGACAUCCCACUUGGGAUAGUCUGCACAUGUAUAGAACUGAAGAUCCUCAUACCACAACAAUACAGUUCUGUGAAGUGAUGGCAGAUCCUUCUCACUCUCCAUGGGCUGGACCUAUAAUUGAUCUCCUGUUAGAUUAUGUGGGUCAUGUGAAAUUGUGUUCAAGACUGAUUGAACUUCUGGACAGCAACAAGGACUGGGAAUACAUCAAAUCAAGACCACCUUCCUCCCUGCUCCAUCUGUGCCGAGUGAAGAUCCGUCAGUGGGUAGGAUGUCAGAGACUGAGGAGAAUGACCAGCCUUCCUCUGCCUGGACGACUCAUCAAGUACCUGUUCUACGACAACAGAGAGUCUCAGGAUUUCUUGCAUUGUGGUUUAGACUAAGUGUGUUGGCUACAUAUUCACUUUCAGUUGCAGAGAUAUGGAACAGCUCUUUCAGGAUUGACUCUCUCAGUCAACACAGAUGCAAUGUGACAACAGCACCACCACACUCUGAAACAAAUUACUUCCAAUAGUGAUUUGCUGCACUGAGCAAAGCGCAUAGUAUAGUUGAACAGCGCACUGACAAUGGAUGAAUCUCGAUGUCCCCCUCACAGACUCACAUACUUUAAUGAAAGACUUGUGAAGUGCAUGAGGGCUUGCUCUCACCCUUUCCGUAAGUUGGCAUUGGUGCAGACUUUACCGAAUGGAUUUACCCACAAUUCAUGACACGAAACACAAGGUUACCCAAAGCGAGGCUGGAAGUUAAAAAAAAAAAACAUCAGUAAACAACAGCCAUGAAACCCUUACAACCUCAAACGCAAUCACUUAUAAAAAGUUAAGUCUUAGGGUUCAGGACUUAGACCUUAGGGGGGACAUCGAGAUUCAGCCUAACACUCAAUAGAACUUUUAACACAAACAAAGCUUCCAUCCAGGCACGGAAUGGAAAUUAGGUAAAAGCUAAUAUUGUGUGUCUGAGUUUUCCCAAUUAUAUGACACAAGUUUAUGUUUAUGCUGAGACUUUGGGAGGAAAGCCAUAUCAUGGAAACACAUCUUGAGUCAAGGAGGCAUACAUCAAGCAGAGUUCACUUCAAUGCAGCAGUUUUGAACAAAUUUGCACAGCAUGGUCACGAUGCUAAGCGGAUUUAAUAGCAAUUUAGCCAGACGUCUUCUAUGCAAUGCUUCUAUGUGGCAACAACAA